CUUAACUUCAAAAUUUGUUUUUAGUCAUUUAACWACAAAACUCAUAAACACUCAAGUAAUAGUCAUGAAAAAUUGGACUCUUUACCAUGUUCCAUUUGUCAUAUACCAUAUAAUGAGCAUAGUGUACCAUUUUCUAUGAAUAUGAAGUAUUGUUCUACUUGCAAGCGAUAUAAAGUACCACAUAUACUUUUAUCUUCAUUGGAACCUAUGGAAAGACUUACUAUUCGAGGUACUGGAACUCUAUUGCAAACAUUUGUUUGCCGUAAUAAACGUGAACUAAAAGGAGAGAUGAAUGCUAAAGAAAUAUCAGAUGGUUUGCCAUUUCUUGAAUAUGAACUGCAUAGUCAGUUAUUGAAUAAAUUACGAGUGAAAGGAAUGAAUGCCAUUUUCGGACUCAAAAUUCAAGUUUGUCUUGGUGAACGAGUGGUUUCUUUGCAUGCUACUGGUACUGCUAUGUACAUAACUUGUUUGCCUGAACCACCAUUACCAUUAGUAAAAGCUGGUAAAUCUUGGGCUCAUCCAGAUCAACAACAAGUGUUACGUGCUCAAAAGUUACUUAACGAUGCCGUGGUUAAUAAUAGACAACACUAUCAUCUUAUUCAAAAAGAAGAUGAAUCCGAAAAUACGUCUUCUAACAGUACCGGAAAAACUACUUUACCUGAUAUAAACUUAAGUUAUGGAAAUAGAGACACAUGUAUUUUAGAAAUGGAUGAUGCAGAAGAUUUAGAUGUAGUAUCUCAAUUAUUAGAACCAACUCCUCCAGGUUCAUUUUUACUGUCCAAUACCGAUGUUCUUCCUGGAACUGGUUCAGAAGUUUUCCCUAUGGAACCAGUGUGUAAUCUACAAAUGUUUACUCAAGUUUGGCGAUCUAAAGCACAUUAUACCAAUGGAAAUUUCGACAAACAACUUCAACGAAUGCUUCAAGGAUUAUUUUUCAAACUGAGGAGGAUGACGCCAUGUGGAUUGGGAAAGCUAUCAUUUAAGAUUGAUAUUCCAGAACCAGAUGAAUUGCAAAUAUCAAUUGUUGGUAUGGCAUUAGGUCUUGGCGAAUCUGAUAAAACAACUGCCAAACAAAUUUUAAGACGAAGACAAUUACCUUUAAAAGAUUUUGAGCAGAAAACCGAAGAACUUAUUUUUAAAUUAGAAGAAGAUGUUUCAUUAGGUCACGGUGAAAAAAAAGUAAGAAAAUUUGAACGAGCACCUCGUCCAAAUAGACUAUCUACACAUGCUGCUCCAAAAGAUAGAUAUGGUGUGGACAUUACACCAAUGACUUACAUACCUGGUGCCAAGAUUGAACGCUAUUUAGGAAAUUUAAAUUUUUUUUUCAUACGUGAAAGCACAUGCAUUAGAGAGGUUAUAAAAGAAGUGAUUGAAGAACAAAAUAACUUAAGAGGAAUGAGGAUUAAUGGUUUAAAAAAAGGUGCGGUAACGGGUGGUGACACAUGCUCUUUAUUAAAGAUUUACAGAGCUUUAAUCAGAUCUAAAUCAGAAUAUGGAUCAACUAUAUUUAGGACUGCUAACCAAAAAUAUUUAAAAAUGUUUGAUACUCCUCUUAACACUGGUAUAUGUCUCGCAUUAGGGGGCUUCAAAUUCAGCCCCAUUGAGUCAUUGAGAGCUUGA
This is a messenger RNA of Diuraphis noxia (Russian wheat aphid), 1620 nucleotides long. Its product is annotated as C2 domain-containing protein 5. Gene Ontology annotation, molecular function: calcium-dependent phospholipid binding; calcium ion binding. Lineage: Eukaryota; Metazoa; Arthropoda; Insecta; Hemiptera; Aphididae. Gene Ontology annotation, cellular component: plasma membrane. Gene Ontology annotation, biological process: positive regulation of protein targeting to membrane; intracellular protein transmembrane transport; protein localization to plasma membrane. The record is from RefSeq and is a predicted model, not a curated record.